AUGGAGAACCAAACAAUAGUGUAUAUGUUGGUUCUCAUUGGAUUGUCUGAUAUUCCAAGUAUGAGUCUUCCUCUGUUCCUGGUGUUUCUCCUGAUCUACCUUAUAACUCUGACUAUGAACCUUCUCAUCCUUCUCCUGAUCUUCACUGAUUCCCAUCUUCACACCCCCAUGUACUUCUUCCUUGGAACCCUGGCAUGUGUGGAUAUGAGUUACUCCUCAGUCACUGUCCCAAGAAUACUCUCUGAUUUACUCACACAAAACAGGGUAAUUUCUGUUCACGUUUGUAUAGCUCAGGUCUACUUCUUCAUAUUUUUCUGUACAUUUGAGGUGUUUGUACUUGCAGUGAUGUCCUGUGACAGAUACAUUGCUAUCUGCCACCCUCUUCACUACAUGCAGAUAAUGAGCUGGAAAGUUUGUGUUAAAAUUGUACUAAUCCUUUUGGGUUUUUGUGUAGCAUAUUCCUUGUUGCACGUAGUUUUUUUAGCUAAACUAACUUUUUGCAGGCCUGAUGCCUUGCAAAGUUUCUUUUGUGAUUUACCCCAGUUGCUUCAGGUCUCCUGUAGUAACACACUCAUCAAUUUAUUGCUUAUAUUUCUCUUUGGAAUAUUGUUUGGAGUAAGCGCUUUAGGAGUCACCUUUUUCCCAUACAUCACUAUUAUCACCACGGUACUAAAAACCCCAUCAAAACAGAUGAGAUCCAAAGCUUUUACCACCUGCUCCUCUCAUCUAACUGUGGUCUUUAUAUUUUACACUACUGCUUUCUACAACUAUUUUCACUUAUUUUCGAAAUAUCAUUACACCGAGGACAAAGUGGCUUCUGUAUUUUAUGCAGUAUUAACCCCCUUUUUAAAUCCUCUGAUCUACAGUUUGAGGAACCAGGAACUCAAAUCAUCCAUUAGUAGAGCUUUAAAAGGCUGCAAACCCAAACUAGACACAAAAACUACUAUACUUAAAGAAUAA
Molecule: messenger RNA, 960 nt
Organism: Xenopus laevis (African clawed frog)
Lineage: Eukaryota; Metazoa; Chordata; Amphibia; Anura; Pipidae
Product: olfactory receptor 1G1
Exons: 1
Coding region: 1-960 (319 amino acids)
Source: RefSeq, a predicted model, not a curated record